This is a messenger RNA of Drosophila navojoa, 1705 nucleotides long. RefSeq lists its product as uncharacterized. The record is from RefSeq and is a predicted model, not a curated record. NCBI's taxonomy places the organism in Eukaryota, Metazoa, Arthropoda, Insecta, Diptera, Drosophilidae.
AUGUUGUCAAAACGCGAUGCGUUGAUAAGAGCUCUUGUUUUGACGCUCUAUUAUGUGGGCGUGGCUGGCGCCGAUGAUCGUCGCGAUUUCGUGACACUGGGCGUGAUGAAGAGCAGGCGUGACAGUGCCAGAAGAUCCCCGCAACGGCUUGGUGGCAUGACCAUUGAUGGUAUUGGCUAUCACUAUACGCUGCGCUACCAGCCCAGCAAACACCUCCAGAGUUUUGCACAGCAACAGGAACAGGAGAUGACUAUGGCACCGCCGAUGCCGCCAGCAAUGACAGAGAUGCCGCCGGCGCCGACAGAGCCGAUGGAACCCGAAGAGCCCGAGCCAACCAUACCAAUGCGCCCGACUUCCAUGGAGCCCGAUCCGGAGCCAACUGAAAUACCAACUGAGCCCACUAGCACGGACAUGAUGCCAAGUGCUAUGCCAACGGAGGAGCCAUCGGCUAAGCCUUCAGUGAAGCCUUCGGUGAGGCCCUCCGUAAGGCCUUCGAUGAGGCCUUUUCCGCCGCCCACUCCAGCCACAACGCGCACCUCUAUCAUGCAGCCACAGACAUUUUCCACCAAGCUGGCAAAUAAACUUAAGCAGCUCAUCUAUGGAUCGCCAAUCCAGGCCAAUCUUAUACAAAAACAGCCCGGUGCACCCAAAUCUAAGGGCAAGGGCUUCUUAAGUCUCUUCGAGGUGAUCAAAUUUCCCAACACCAAGUGCAGCGUUUCGAUGGGCGACAUUCGCACCAUGGAGGGAGUCUGUUAUCACGAGUUCGAAUGCAAAAGCUUGGGCGGCAUACCCACCGAACGAUGUGCCGAAGGUGUUGGCGCCUGUUGCAUCUUUGUUCAUGGCUGUGGCGAUGUUACCAGCCAGCAGAUCGUUUACUUUGAGAGUCCCAACUACCCACAGGCGGUGCGCGAAAUGAUGAUCUGUGUGCUCAUCAUAAAUCUGAGACAAGGGGUGCAGCAGCUGCGCCUGGACUUCCAAAUGUUCGAGCUCAGUCGCCCCACAGAUGGCGAUUGUCUAGACGAUCAAUUCAUCAUAUCCGGACAUAAUGCAAACUUCCAAAUACCCAUACUCUGUGGCAUUAAUACGGGCCAACACCUAUAUGUGCACGUGGGAGACUCCACUGAGAGUAAGGUAUAUCUCUCGGUAUUUGUGAAGGUCUCAAGCGGCGGACGAUCGUUUAAUAUCAUGAUCAGUCAACUUGAAGAUCAGCUAGCGCCGGAUAAUUGCCUGCAAUACUUUAAAGACGGCGAGGGUAUCAUCAAGUCAUUCAACUACGACGUGGCUGGCAGCAUUGUGGACAACCGCGAGGCAACCUAUCUGAACAAUCUCAACUAUGCAAUAUGCUUAGCCAGGUCAAAAAAUGUGUGCAGCAUUAGCUAUAGCACCGAACAGCAAGGCGGCGAUCAGCCCGACUUCCAGCUCAUCAAUAAGGAUGAAGCUGAAAAUGAUCUUGUGCCCGAUGGCCAGGCUGGCGCUGGGAUCUUCAAUUGCCCGGACGACUUCAUAGCCAUCAACUCGGUGCGAUUGUGCGGAGAGCGGCUGAACGAUGGAAUCGAGAUUGAGGAUUAUACCAUGCAUGCCACAGUGAGGGAUAUAGCCGCCGGUCCCAUUGUGCUGCCCUUUCGCACCGAUGCCGAGUAUGUGGGUCGCGGCUUUCGUCUGUUCUAUAGGCAGGAGUUGUGUGUCUGAUAUGGAUGCAGUUCGG